GUAGUCCUUUUUUUCUCACCCCCCUGCUACCUCCUCGGUGGAAAGCAGGGAGCCCGGCAGGCGAGCUCGGCCGGGGCAGCAGGAGGUCGGGAUCCGGGGGCUGCGGUGGGGAUUUAGGGCAGCCCCGGUGUUGUCUCGCUCGGAGGAAUGGAACCAGCCUUCGGAGAGGUGAACCAGCUCGGGGGGGUGUUUGUCAAUGGGAGGCCCCUGCCCAACGCCAUCCGGCUCCGGAUUGUGGAACUGGCGCAGCUAGGGAUCAGGCCGUGCGACAUCAGCCGCCAGCUCCGCGUUUCCCACGGCUGUGUCAGCAAAAUCCUGGCUCGCUACAACGAGACCGGCUCCAUCCUACCGGGGGCUAUAGGAGGCAGCAAGCCGCGGGUCACCACCCCCACGGUGGUCAAACAUAUCCGGACCUACAAACAAAGGGAUCCGGGCAUCUUCGCCUGGGAGAUCCGGGAUCGCCUGCUGGCCGACGGCGUGUGCGACAAGUAUAACGUACCGUCGGUCAGCUCCAUCAGCCGCAUCCUCCGCAACAAGAUCGGGAACCUGUCCCAGCAGGGCCACUACGAGUCCUAUAAGCAGCACCAGCCGCCCCCGCAGCCCGCCCUGCCCUACAACCACAUCUACUCCUACCCCAGCCCCAUCGCUGCCGCGGGAGCCAAGGUGCCCACGCCGCCAGGCGUGCCUGCCAUCCAUGGCACCAUGGCCAUGCCCCGCACCUGGCCAUCGUCCCACUCGGUGACGGACAUACUAGGCAUCCGCUCCAUCACGGACCAAGUGAGUGACACCUCGUCGUACCCCAGCCCCAAGGUAGAGGAGUGGAGCAGUCUGGGCCGGAGCAGCUUUCCCCCUGCAGCCCAGCAUGCCGUGAACGGGCUGGAGAAGAGCUCCCUGGAACAGGAAGCCAAGUACAGCCAGACACACAACGGCCUCCCAGCAGUUGGAAGCUUUGUAUCCACACCAGCCAUGUCUCCCUACGCCACGUCGGCUCAGGUGUCGCCCUACAUGCCGUACAGCGCGGCUCCCUCCAGCUACAUGGCAGGCCAUGGUUGGCAGCAUGCUGCAGGCACGCCACUCUCCCCUCAUGGCUGCGACCUCCCUGCCUCGCUGGCCUUCAAGGGCAUGCAGACGGCCAGGGAAGGCAGCCACUCAGUUACGGCCUCUGCUCUCUGAUGCAGUAGCUGCUCCAGGCCAAAUGUCUCCAGCACCGGGCUCACAGACUGCUCUCCUCAUGCAGGCGGAACCAGGCCUUUCUCCUCCUGACUUGUCUCCCGCAGGACUUUUCGGGACUGAAAGAGCUGAAGGCAGCAUCAGAAGCAGAGGGGAGCGUGCCGUUGCCCUUGCACUCUCUAAGUAAAGAUCUCAUGUCCCUCAAAGGGCCUGUGGAAACACUCCUCUGGUCAAACCACACAUAUUUAUUCUUAAUCACCACAGAGUUGUUAAAUGUGCAAUUGUUGUUAAGAUUUGUGUAGAAAUCAAUAAAGAAAAAUAAUCACAGGAAAUUCUGCCAUGCCUCAAAUCAGCAAAGGUGGUUAAAUCAAAGGGAUCUGCCAAUGACCUGUCUCUAGAGAACAAAUAAGGUUUUGUGGUCCACUGCUAUUGAGAGGUCACUUUUUUUUUGUCAUUUUGUUGAGUUUUGGUAGUCAAAUAUAGAACCAAGACAAUGUGUGGCUCUCAGAUACUUCUGGCAUUUCAUCAUCAUCAGGCAGUAAUAUAUUUGUAUUUUUAUCCAUUUGUAAAUACAGGCUUUCAACAGCAUUUGUUUUCACUUCCCAGUACAUAUACUUCUGCUUUUUUUUUUCCUCUUUCCUUGGAAGUUAAGAAGGUGACUUCUGGCUAUUUUCAGUUGUCUUUGCAUGUUUGGCGUGGUGAUAACUUCAGGUGAUGAGGUUUAGGUUUGUUUCUUUCAUCAUUUUUUUUUAAUUUUUAUUUUUUUUUAUUUUUUUUUUCUACGGUGGAAGGUUCAGCAUCUCAUGAAAUACAGUUAUUUCUUUAGCAGAAGAUUCAAAGGCCAAAAUCCUGCCAAGUAACUCUCCCCAGGUGCCCUCAGCCUCCCAGGUUCACAAAACACCACUUCUGUGUUAAGUACACAAACAGAAAUGAAUGGAAAAUAUCUGAACAAAGCUGAAAACUGGAGAGAAAAAAUGCUGUUAUUGUGAAAUGUGCAAAGAUGCUUAUAAAGCCAUGUAAGUUAGCAAAACCACCGUGAAACAGAAUUGUAUUGUCAUUGUCGGCUCACUUAUGUCCAGCAUUUUUGGCCCCAAGAUUAUGCUGUAAUUUUUUUUAAAGAGGAAGUUGUCUUUAAUUUCUGCUUUAAUGAAUGUAAAAUACGGCUCUUGGUAAGGUUUACAUUGUUGCUCUGAAGCAUUUUUUUCCCUUAUAGGUAUACUGGUGGUGGUGCUACAAACACAGAUAUUUAAUAUUAACGAGUUCCCUUUCUAGACUUCUGUAUCCAGUGGCAAGUACUCUGUCCCAGUUAUUUUGCUUUAAACUUUAUUGACUUUAAUCCCAAGAGAGCUAACAUUCUGACCUUUGAAGAUUUACCUGUUUUCUUUGGGCAAUAAUAAAAUUCUGAAUAUUAUUCCAGAAUGCUUUCCACAUGCUGUAGGUAUGUUCAGAACAUGAAUAUGGAAAGAAAAAUUAAGAUCGGUGUGAGAUUUCAUAUCAUUCAUAGAAUAUUAAUAUAUUGUGUAUUUUUAUAAAUGUGCAAUAACUUAAAUUACAUCAGAGAUGGUUAAAACAAAGGAGAAAAUGUCAUUCUUCAAAUAUUGCUCUAUCUCCAUACCACAUUAAACAUUAAUUCAGUGGGAAGGUAAAAUACAGUCCUCUCUUGAAAUACAGUCCUCUCUCUGUGGAUUUCCAAGUCUCAUCACUGAGAUGGCUGUGGGCAGUUUCCUAACAAUAGAAGUAACCAGUACAAAUGUUGCACACAGUAAAUCCACUAAAAUACAGAUGUAUGCAACUGGCUGCUGCCACCGUUGCUUUUUGCAUUAAAGUAUAGUUAACUGAACAGUAUUUCUAUAAAAAACACACGUAUUGUAUUAUGGCCCUAAGGAAGGAAAGAUCUGAUCUCGGAUGUGAUCCCGUACUCUCAGGCCUCAGUACAGCUAAGGAGUUCGACAGCUGGUUAGCUUUAACGAGAUGCUUAAGCCAUUGCCUUUCAGUAGAACAUUUUAAAAAAUACUCUGUUGGAAACCACUACAUGCAACAAAAUGUGCACACAAAGUGCAUUUCCACACUGCCAUGCUGUUAGUGAGGUGACUAACUAUUUUGUGUUCAUACAGUUGUAGCUGAAAUAAGGUGAAGGUUUACGCACAAAAAAACCCACAAAAAAAUGGGUUUAAUUCCAGAUAAGCUCUUAAGUAAAAAUAAAAUGAGAAUUAAGAAAAAGGAAAAAGAUCAUGAGCCAGUAAAUGAUUUAGUUGACAAUAGGACUUCAGCUUUCAACCAUUUUUUUCUGGUUUAUAAAAUUAUUGAGCAAGUGUAGCAAUUGUCACCCAUACAACACAAUGCACAUCAAAGGAAGAAGAAAUAAAAAGGUAAAGGAAGAGCGGUCUUCCAAAUCACACCUUUUGGAGUACUAAGGAUUCACAAGUCUGUAGUGGAGUGCAACAAUGAAACUUCUGGAAUAGAAGUCUUCUGAGAUGCCCAUAGGAUAUUGGUGUGUUUUAGAAGAUACUCAGAGAAACAGAACUUUAGCUUGCAUGAAUUGUUUGAAUUAUCUUGCCUUCAUCUUAACUGGGCUAAUUUUUAAAGCCAAGACAAGACAUGACAUCAAUUAAUCCUUGCUUGGGAGCACACACAACUUCACAAACUAUCUUUCCUUUAUGUUUGUUCAGCGCAGCUCUUCACGCAUUUGCCUGGUGUAAAUAAUACCUGACCACACGUGGAAAAUCAGCAUUGCUGUAUGUGAAGCGUUGCUUACCAUGAGUGAAGGGGUCUGACCUUGGCCUUUGGUGAUUGGCUUGUAGGUAUUUUUUGGUCAAAUUUCAAAACUAUUUUUUUUAAUAUAAACCUAUGAUGCAGAAUACUUCUUUGCCUAAGGAUUUUCCUUACUGUUUAUACUCACUGGUAAACUGAAAACCACAACGUGUUAGCUUAUUACCCAUUGAACUUAAAGCCACUUUAUGAUAAAUGGAAGGAAAAAAAAAGGAAUUGUUUUUCAAAUUAUAAAUAGGAUUCAACUGCUGCUAUCACGUACAGGGGCAUAAAUCUGGAGUGAACCCACAGGGGUCAAAGGGUUAAUUUGGGAGAUGUGAAGACUGUGUGAGUGCAGAAUUUAAGAUUUUGCUGUGUAAAGCCUAGGCUCCAUUCCUAGAGCAUCAAAUGUUUUCAAAGAAAUCAGUGAAGACUAAUACUCCCAGUGACAGCCCCACUGUGUUUGCACGGUCCUGAGGUAAAACUGAAUCUGACACCAUAUUACACUAGGAAGGAUGGUGGAUUGGCCUGGAAAAGGCAUUAAAAAAAGAGGCAUAUCCACUGGUUUGUUUUAUAAAAGAAUGCUGUGCUUUUUGGCUUGAAAAUGGUUCUCUUUUUUUUAUCAAAGAUGAGGGUGAGCUAUUAACUGAAAAAAAAAUCAUGUUGGAAAGGAUGUAAAACCUAAGGCUAUAUGUAUAUACAGUAUGUUUAAAGUCUUUUAUUUUUAUAUUUUGAAUGCCCUAAAUUAAUAAAAGAGUAAUUAUGCAGCAUUUUGCUUUUCACUUUUGAAAUGAUCAUAGUAGUGUCUUCUCUUUGGCUAAGUACUGAUAUGGAACCUUUGCCUUAAAAUUAUAAACUGCAACAGAGCUGAUUUUAUUAAUUUUAGCUACAAAGUAACAUAGGAAUGAGAAACUGCUGUUGUCAAAUUAAGACAAAAGAAAGGUUAACUGGGCAUGUCAGCAUAAGCAUCCUUGAAAGUGCUUAGAAUGCACAUCUAUUUUUAGCCAUUUGUUGCUUUUUAAUGCAUUAAAAAAGCAUUCGUGAUGAAACUUCAUGUGUGAACUGUCAUUUAAAAAUAACCAUCUAGAAAAAUAUUUCUUUAGGAUUGCUGGGAGAAAGGUUUGUACAUCUGUAAGAGGAAGAGCAUUUGAACUGUAAAGACAGUAUGGGGUAAUCCAGAAAAGUUCAGCAAUUGCAAGGUAUGCAUUCAUUUGACAACAAACCUUUAGAUAAAGGGAACAUUUUAAUGACAGAAUAAAUUAUUUAAAGAGUUCUUGAAAAUAAACUGUCAAGUGGCACACCUGCAUGAAACGAAACUAUGUCCUCAAUCAGCCUAGCAGAAAUACAUUUCAUAGAAUUAGAAAGAAUGGCUAAUUAAGACCAGAGCAUGUCACUGAAAUAUUGCUAUUGUUACAGUGACUGGGAAAAGCAAGAAUCUUAGCUGUGCAGCAAUAAUUUUUAUCAGGAAGGCAGAGGUGUACAGAUAGUUAACACUGCAUACACGCUGUCAGUCUAGAACACCGUUCUUCCACCCUGCUGUGGUGGCAGAAGGCAAAAAGGUAGUCAAGAUGCCCUGAGCUUUUUUAGGAUAUGAAAGUGGACAAAAAAAUCACAGUAAGAUCCUGUACAUCUAGAAGUAUUUCCUUGUUAUUUAUUCAAUUCUUGUAUGAUUUCCAUAGUUGCUUUGUAUCUGAAUCUAACUUGGUUCAGAGCAAUUGUGUUCAGUAUCUUCUGUGACCUGAGUGAGCUUCAUACAAUAUAUAUGGCUACGAACAAGUAGGACAUUAAAUUCGAUGAUUAUUUCUAAUGCUGUGGCUAGCCUUGCUGUAUGUUUUCUGUCCUAACUCCCAACAACUUAAGAAGCAGUUCUGCCACUGCUGAAAUUGUACCAAAGAAGGUACAACUGGAAUGGAAACAGGAACCAAUUUUGACACAUGAGUUUCUGGAGUUUGGCUCAUGUUCUUACUCUGGAGCUGUCUCAGUACACUACCUCAGUAUCUGGUCCUAAGGAAUUGUUCCAGUUUUCUUUUUUAAAAUGCUCUGAAAGUCAUUAUUUUGCCAU
This is a messenger RNA of Numida meleagris (helmeted guineafowl), 5980 nucleotides long. RefSeq names its product paired box 9 (gene PAX9). Gene Ontology annotation, biological process: regulation of transcription by RNA polymerase II; anatomical structure development. Lineage: Eukaryota; Metazoa; Chordata; Aves; Galliformes; Numididae. Gene Ontology annotation, molecular function: RNA polymerase II cis-regulatory region sequence-specific DNA binding; DNA-binding transcription factor activity, RNA polymerase II-specific. The coding region runs from base 148 to 1173 and encodes 341 amino acids. The transcript has 4 exons. The record is from RefSeq and is a predicted model, not a curated record.